Messenger RNA from Durusdinium trenchii, 1086 nucleotides. The record is from the annotation of a GenBank genome assembly. Lineage: Eukaryota; Dinophyceae; Suessiales; Symbiodiniaceae.
AUGCCAGCUUCCAACGGCAGCACGAGCAACAUGCACUCCAUUUCUGGCAUUGAGCGACCACUGCUGAAGCUGCGACAGAUCACCUUCUGGCUGCAAGAGGUCGAGAAUGGCGUCCAAUUACUGGGCCUUCACAUUUCUGGCGCAGGUGAGGAUUGGAACACUUGCGUGAAGAAGACCUUUAUUGAAGUUAGUGAGUUAAGGGAGUCGCCCCUGCGACGGCGCAGGGCCAACUCCUGGUGUACACAGAUAGCGUUGCCCAUGGAUAACGCCAGUCAACGCCAGAGCGACCAGGAGGAGAGCUUUGACGAUGCAAAGGACGCUGAAGAAAGUUGCAGUUCUACCCACGGUUCCCAGGGCUCGCGGGGUGCCUUCGAGCGGCCUUCCACUCCGCGGGGGAAGGCCAAGGGCCCUUCUGUGAGCUCACGUGGGCAGCAGCGAUGGUGGAUGGAAUUGAGCGAUUUGUGCCCCUUGUCUGGCUUUCCUAUUGCUCACUUGCCGUAUCCGCCGUUCAAGCUCCAGCUGGGCCGAGGCCAAGGCCACCAGUUUUUUGAUGGACAAUUCCUACUGCUUCACCUCCUCAGUAGCUUCAACUUUGAAGUUCGAGGAAAGCCUUUGAACGAGCAGGAGAUCCAGGCUUUAGAUCAACACGUGAAGAAGUGCAAGUUGAGUCCUCUUCGUCUUUCUCGCGCGCUGGAGCUGCUGUGCCUGGUGAGCCAAGGCAGUGCCGGUGCUAAACAGGAGAUGCAGGAGCUCCGCUCGAGAGCGACGAAGAAGCUUGGUACUUUGAAGCACAUUCAGCGUGCUCGCCUCCAACGAGGUGACUGUGCCACUCCGGCAGCUGUUGGGCCAGUCAGCAGGCCACGGCGUGCGGAGCGUGGAUGAGACGUGAGUUGGCUGUUAAACAGGCCUCCGUCUGGCAGUUUUGGGCCACCUGAGAUCGUCAGGAGAGGCAGAGGUUGCCCACCUUCACAAGCUAAUCACCUGAUUCUCAGGCUGCCGAAGCUCUUCUGUGAAGUUGCUAGGUUGGUAUUCUUCCUCCUGCUGACCAGAAUCACAAAAAGCCAUCUCGGGUUACUGGGUUUCCGG